AUGCAAGGAAGGUACGAGGUUCAUAUAUCAGGGGCAACGUUUUCCCACAUUGUAUCCUCUGUGCUGAGCUUGCGUGCCGCUACAAAGCGAAACUAUGCCUUAUUUGGCCAUUAUGAACUUGGUGAAAGCGACACUGACACUACAGAAAAUUCGACGUUGCUGCAGAUAGCUGUAACAACAAUAGUGCCCUUGGAAGUGCCGCCCCCUCCGGGUGCUGUCUUUUUGGGUUAUGUAUCCGCUCGAAAGUGUGCACCACACAAGCUUUCCUUUGAAGACACUAGACUGCUGCUUGGGGAAAACAAUGAGGUUGACUCCAGACGCGAAAGUGGCGUUUCCGCAUACCCAUUAUUAUUGCUCUUGGUGACUGCCUCCCCAGAUUCGUCGCCUACAAAUGGCACAAGUAAGUUAGACUACUCUGUUUUCCGAUCUAUGUGCCCUGCCGAUUCUGGGAAAUCUCUUCUUACCAAUAAAAAUGUCAUUCCGCUGAAGGUUGAUAACAUGAUUGACUCGCUUUCAGGCUUCCUAAGCAUUAGUUGUUUGGGGUGUCAUAACCCAAGUGAUGGCUUGCGUUUUCCUUCCUGUCGGAAUUGUUCAGUGGUUGCUGAAGCUGCCUUUGAGCAAUCUGUUUCAACCCUAAAAGAUGCCAGUAGCAAAUUACAAUUGCUCUUACAGCGUCUAACGGACAUGGAAAAGGCUCUUUCCGGAAAGAAGAGAGCCCAUUGA
Molecule: messenger RNA, 723 nt
Organism: Trypanosoma conorhini
Lineage: Eukaryota; Euglenozoa; Kinetoplastea; Trypanosomatida; Trypanosomatidae
Exons: 1
Coding region: 1-723 (240 amino acids)
Source: RefSeq, a predicted model, not a curated record